This is a messenger RNA of Melanotaenia boesemani (Boeseman's rainbowfish), 1774 nucleotides long. RefSeq names its product zinc finger BED domain-containing protein 4-like. The coding region runs from base 1 to 1479 and encodes 492 amino acids. The record is from RefSeq and is a predicted model, not a curated record. The transcript is spliced from 2 exons. Gene Ontology annotation, molecular function: protein dimerization activity. Lineage: Eukaryota; Metazoa; Chordata; Actinopteri; Atheriniformes; Melanotaeniidae.
AUGGUAAGCCGAAAAUAUUUAUCCGAGACUGCUCUACCUGAACUGCACGGUAAAGUGCGCAAACACAUAUUCGAGGAGAUAAAAGAUGCCAAAGUGAUUAGUUUCACGACAGAUAUCUGGAGCUCGGACGUCUCCCCCAUGUCGCUGUUAAGUUUAACAGCGCACUGGCUUGAUGAAGGUUUCGAACCGCACAGUGCAAUGUUAAAUGCAACAAACUUCCGUGGGUCACACACCAGCGAUGCUAUUGCAGCUAGCCUAAAGGAAAUGUUUGAGAAGUGGCAAAUUCCGCAAAGCAAAGUCCAUGUGGUCCUCAGAGACAACGCCAGCAACAUGAGAAAGGCAAUGGACAACAUGGGUGUCCGUAGUGUCGGCUGCGUUGCACAUACAAUGCAGCUUGUGGUCAACGAGGGACUUCUCUCACAGCGGGCUGUGAGUGAUGCCGUUGCAUGUGGAAGACAGAUUGUCGGACACUUUAAACGUUCUCCGCUCGCAUAUUCACGGCUGCAAGAUAUCCAGGUUCAAAUGAACAUGCAACCAAAACGCCUGCAGCAAGACGUCAAAACCAGGUGGAACAGCACCUACUACCUGAUAGAGAGUCUGAUAGAACAGAAGCGAGCUCUCUCUGCUUAUUCUGCUGACCACGAGCUGCCCACGACACCCACAGCAAACCAGUGGGCCUUACUUGAGAAAACGAUGAUCUGCCUUGAACCGUUUGAGGAGUUUACAAGGAAGGUGAGCUCAGCCACAGCCUCCACUGCUGAUGUUGUGCCAAGUGUCACCGUACUCAAACGUCUCCUCUCUAUGGAAACCGAGGCCGACUCAGGAAUUAAAACCAUGAAAAAGAGUCUUUUAGCAGCGGUUGACAAGCGCUUCAGCACUGUGGAAGAUGAACCUCUAUAUGCACUUUCUACCCUGCUGGACCCACGAUACAAAGACAGAUUUUUCACCAGCGCAGACUCUGCCAAGCGUGGGAAAGAUGCACUUGCUAAAGAACUGGAGGAAGACUUGAGGAGCACCACUGAUGGAGCAGCAAAGGCUUUGGAGCCACCAGGAAAGGCCCUCAGAGUGGAAGCAGCAGCUCCAGCUUUGAGCAGUAACAAGAGCAGCAGCUUCAUGAGAGAAUUUGACAAAAUUCGAGGGGAGCGUGAGGAAGAACCUGGUGCAGCAAGCAGCUCUAGCAGUGCUGUACAACUGCAUGGAUAUUUUACAGAGGAAACAAUUCCUACCACAGAUGACCCAUUCAAAUACUGGAGAGUCAAUCGGCAGCGGUUUCCUGGCCUUGCUGCCUCUGCCUUAAAGUACCUUUGUGCGCCCUGCACGAGCGUGGAAAGUGAAAGGCUUUUCAGCACAGUCUCUACCAUCUUGGAUGAGAAGCGAAACAGACUGACAGCUGAAAGAGCAGAAAUGCUUGCUUUCCUAAAUAAGAACCUGCCAGUGAUGCUUAAAGCUGAACUUGAGAAGCUUGAGAAGUCUGCUUGAGCAGGUCAUUGACAAUGAAUGCUGUGAAGAAGCAUUUACAAUCUGGGACUGAUUUUAUUUUUAUCUUUUUUACCUAGCUAGUGAAGCUAUUGUUUUUUUCCAGCAGUUUUUGUAAUGGAUGGUUAAGUUAUACAAUUUAUUUUGCACAAUAUCGCUAAAUCCUUAUAAAGAGCUGAUUUCUGUGGAUUUUCAAUAUGUACCAAGUACCAAGCUAGUUUCCUUUUGGUUUCUUUUUCUUAAUUUCAGCUCCUUUAUUAUUUAUUUUACAUGGGAUUUUGAAUUCCAAAUUGCCCUG